AAAACUCUAAGAUUUAUAUCGAUCUUGAGCUAUUGAUUUAUCUUCUUGUUCGCGAUCCAGUUUAUUGUGACUCGAAUUUUUAAAACGUUGUAUUCAUGAAGUAACUUUACAUAGUCAAGCGAUGGAGCCUGGAGUCAGCAGCGCGAUUGUUUCUUUAGUGUUUUUAUUCAUCCCUUCGUUCAUGCCUGUUCUUUCGGCUAGUGUGAGAAGUGUGGGGAUUACCAAAAAGGAAAAUUCCACCGACAUUGCAUGGGAAAGUGUCAUUGAAAACUUCUUAAAGGAAAGUACGAUCGACAACAUCACCGAAAGCCUACUCGGUGAAGAUCAUAACUUAGAUAAUGAAAGAGGAAAUAUGCUUGAUAAUACACCGAAAUUCCGAAAUAUAAGCAACAAUUUAAAUAAUGAACACCAUGGAAAUGUACACAAAUCUUUUCGUAGAAAUGCACUGCAUCCUAAAAUAACAUCACUGAAACAGAAUUCAUCAUCAGAAAAUAAAACACACAAGCUAACUUUACUUACAGAAAGUCAAAAUCCGAAAAUGAAUUUAUCUGAAGCGAGUCGAAAACCGGAAGUAAAUGAAACUGAAAGUAGAACACCACCGGAAAAGUCUAAGUCCUUGAAAGAUCAACAAGAAUCACCACAUCCAAAGGCAGACGUACCAGAAGCCGAAGCUUUGCCGUCGAUAGUAAACAGAGGGAGAAAGUACCUGCACAAAAUCGACCCUACGACGUUCAUUCGCUGGCAUAUGGAAAAUAAAUCGGCCAUCUUUGAGAGAGGACUUCUGAGCACGACCAGGGAGGACUGCUCGUUUGGCUACGUCCGACAUGACGAUCGAUGUUACUCGGUCUUUGACGUGCUGACUCAUUUCGAUGACUGUGUAGUGAUCUGUCACCUUUUUAACGGGUCCAUCUCUAUGCCGACCUCCGCGACCACCAGGGACUUCAUCCAUCGGCAAGUGACCGACUCGGUGGCAGCGAUGAGCCUGACGGUGGAUAACCCUUACUGGUUGGGUGUCACGUACAUCAAAAACGCCUGGCGCAGUUACCAUACCCCCAGUACCGUCAUAAAGUACUUGUAUUGGGCGCCAGGAGAACCCAAGACAUUGGCGCCUAACGAAUGCGCCGCUGCCCGACUGUCCGACGGCCUGUGGAUGACCUACGACUGUCGACUCUGGGCGUACUGUAUAUGCGACUCGGAACUGAUGGACAUACAGAAUGUAUCACCGUAUGGUUAAAUCAGCAGUAGAGGGACAGUGAAUAGUUGUACCUACAAGCUUGCCACUGAGUAACGGAUUUUUGUUUUAUUAAUGAAACUUGGGAUUUGAUUCAAAUCGAUGGGGCGUUGUCUUUUAAAAAUCUAAAAUAAUGUUGUUUUUUUAAAACGUGUUUGAAGUCAUUUUUCCAAACAUGUAAAAAUACAUUUUAAAAACUUGCUUACUCAAUCUUUUGUCGUGCUUCGUUCAUCGAUCGAAACUAGCAAGCAAAAUUUCGACCUCUAUUUACCGAUCAAUUUCUCCUAUCCGCUUCUUUUUUUUUUAGUUAGUGGUUCUUUAUUAUAUAUUUAAAGAAAAUAUUUUUUUCCCGUUUUUAGUGCAUUAUUACAUAAAAACUUGUAAUUAAAACGUU
Physella acuta is the source of this 1625-nucleotide messenger RNA. RefSeq lists its product as uncharacterized. Lineage: Eukaryota; Metazoa; Mollusca; Gastropoda; Physidae. The record is from RefSeq and is a predicted model, not a curated record.